Molecule: messenger RNA, 1338 nt
Organism: Paracoccidioides brasiliensis Pb18
Exons: 1
Coding region: 1-1338 (445 amino acids)
Molecular function (GO): protein binding
Source: RefSeq, a predicted model, not a curated record
AUGUCAGGUGGCCGUUCAUUAAGGUCCCGUCUACGUGGCCUCUUGGGGUGGGCAGUUAAAGAACAACACGAACCUCUUUUAUUAAUUGCUCUAAAAUCGAAAGAGGAUUUGGAGGCUAUCUGCGAUCUGCCACUAAUUAACGAAAAGCUUCCUGCGCUCCACCUUGCAUCGAAACUUGGUUAUUAUGCAAUGGUUAAAUUGCUAUUGGAAGUUUGUAACGUAAACACGCUAGAUGCAGAGGGGAAUACUGCCCUGCACUACGCUGCUACCAAAGGCCAUAUCGGUAUCGUGGGGAUAAUUUCAUUCCGAAAGGGAUCGAAACUAGCCAUCCCAUCGGCGGCUGGGCACACACCGCUCUGGUUAGCUGCCAGCAACGGAUUUGAGAAUAUUGUGUCGAUGCUAAUUCGAGCACGGCCCAACGAUGUGGAAUUCAAAAGAGCGAAUCUGCAUGCGUCGCUCACACCGCUCGCAGAGAGUGCCAAAAACGGGCAUUAUGCGGUAGUGGAAGUGCUUCUGGCAUAUGGCGCUAGCGUGGAUGUUAAGGACCUUUCUGGUAAAACAGCCCUAUCCUGGGCUGCGGUGAUGGGACACGAGGUGGUAGUGAAGAUACUGCUUAAACACGGCGCAGAUCCUGACCAUAGAGAUCAGAACUUUUCCACCCCACUAUCAUAUGCUGCUGCUUUGGCAAAGAGGCAGCAGGCAAUUAUGAAACUGCUGCUUGAAAAGAGUGUUGAUCCAGACUGUGAGGAUAUAUCUCGUCGCACGCCCUUAGCGAUUGCUGCUUCUUCAAGAAAGGAGCCGGAGGCUGUUGUGAAACUUCUACUUGACAGAGGUGCGCGCCCUUGUCAUAAGGAUGUCGAUGGCCGUUCACCCCUAUCGAGGGCUGCAAUGAGCGGGCAUGACAGGUCUGUGAAAUUGAUGCUUGAAGGGGAUUUUGACUGUGAUGAGAAAGAUAAAGGUGGCCGCACACCACUAGCAUGGGCUUCAUUUCAUGGACAUGAGAAGGUAGUAGAAUUGCUGCUUACAAGGGGGGCAGACCCCGAUAACAAAGAUCACAAUGGACGUACGCCCGUAUCAAAGGCUGCGAAAAGGGGCCAUGUGGGCGUUGUGAAGCUCCUGCUUGAAAGCCGCAUCAACCCUCUCAAUUACUCCAAGCAUCACGAUGAAUACACGCCUCUUUCAUAUGCUACACGAAACGGACAUGUGGAGGUAAUGAAACUUCUCCUUGAGAAAGGCCAGUAUGGAUGUAAGAAAAUGCCAAAGCAGGACGUCUUUUGUUAUGCUUCAGAAGAAGGUCUUGUGCUGCUGGUGAAGAUAUUGCUUGGAAUUGGGGGUUGA